ACGUAAAUCAAGGGAGAGAUAUUUUCAAUAAAGUUUAUUAAAAUAAAAGAUAAAUAGUACAGAAAAAAGUAACUAUAAAGUGUCCGCCUUUUAAUGUUGUUUUAGGUAUGUCCUUCAGAUUAUUAACUUCGUUUGUAUGUACCUUAAGACAGACUCUGCCGCGACAUCCAAUAACAAAAUCAGGUUUACAAAUUAGGACUGUCACAGGAAUGGAGACAGCAGUUCAAGCAGACCCUAAAAAUGUUAUUGAAGUGGAGACAGCAACACCAAAAGAAAUCAGUGAUAAACUGGUCAGUGAUAAAAAAUUUACUCGUUACAAGAAUCGUAACAAGCGUCAAUGGGAAGAUGCCAAGGAUGUAAAAGAAGAUGGCGAGACUGAUGGAAAGAAACCUUGUAGUUCUCCUUUCGAAAGAGUAAAAAGGAAGAAAAUGGCAAUGCUGUUAGGAUAUUGCGGUGUAGAUUACUAUGGAAUGCAAAGGAAUCCUGGUGUAAGGACUAUAGAGGAGGAUCUGCUGAAGGCAUUAUUUGAGGCAAAGUAUAUCACAGAGGAAGACUUCAAUAACCAACAAAAUGCACAAUUUCAGAGAAGUUCAAGAACUGAUAAAGGAGUCUCCGCAGCGCGACAAGUUGUAUCACUAAAGUUACCUCUAGAAAUAGAUAUAGAGGAAAUCAAUAAACGAUUACCAGAAAGCAUAAAAGUAUUUGGUGUGAAAAGAGUCACAAAUAAAUUCAACUCUAAAAUCAAAUGCAACGCACGAACAUAUAGCUAUACUCUUCCAACUUUUGUAUUGGAACCGAAAUUAGUCAAUGAUGAAGAGAGAAAGCUAUACAGGAUAACAGAGGACAAAUUGAAAGCAGUUAAUGAUGUACUGGCUGUUUAUGUAGGAACAAAAAGUUAUCACAAUUUUACAGAAAAAAAACAUUACCAAGAUCCUUCCGCAUCAAGAUAUAUGAUGGGGUUCACAUUAGAUAGAGUUUUUGUUGAUUCCGAGUGGGAGUUUGCAGAGUUACUAGUGAAGGGUCAAAGUUUCAUGCUGCAUCAAAUCAGGAAGAUGGUUGGUCUGAUGAUAGCAAUAGUGCGAGGAAAUACCGAUAUUUCUACGUUAGAGAAAGCAUUUAACAAAGACAAAGUGAUGAUCCCGACUGCACCUGGUCUCGGAUUAGUACUGGAUAAGGUACAUUAUGAAAGGUAUGACGCAAAAUUCAAAGACAGCCACGACAGCCUCACUUGGGAAGAACAAGAAGAAUCAGUGAAAGCAUUUAAAAGGGAUAGAAUAAACCCUAACAUAGUGAAGGGUGAAAUUGAAGGGAAUUCAAUGUUAUUAUGGCUCGAGAAACUUGCUAAACACAAUUAUGAGCCAUCGGAAGAAGUUCCCAGUGAAAAAGAGAACGGACAAUUGAAUGAAGAAUCAGAUGAUGAAGGUUUAGAUGAUAAGGAAAAUGGUGAUGAAGUUGUGAUGAAUGAUGAACAGAAAGAUUAUAAAAUGAAUGGAAUUGAGAAAAGUAAUGAAUCAAUGACAUAGAUAAGAUUAAAGUGUAUUUCUCAAAUAUGUCAACGGAACUUCGCACGAGUUAUCGAAGCGUAGUUGUACGGGAGGAGGUGAACUGCUGAAGGUGAAGAGGUGAUAAAUGUUCAUUAAACGAAAAAUGAUGAUAAAGCGAAUAAUCAAUCACUAUGAGAGUUUAAACUCAUCAAGCAAAUAUUUUCCCUACAGAGUAAGUACAGUCAGCUACAUAAAUGUGUAAACGUUCACAAAUCUAUAGAAACUUGUAUGCGCUUUCAGUUUAAAGUAUAUGGUUUUAUCUUAUUCUUACACUAGCUGUUCCCGCGCGGCUUCAGCCGCAUAAAAUUUAAAACGUUAUUUUAUUAUUUACAUCUGUCAAAUUC
Molecule: messenger RNA, 1888 nt
Organism: Papilio polytes (common Mormon)
Lineage: Eukaryota; Metazoa; Arthropoda; Insecta; Lepidoptera; Papilionidae
Gene: Pus1
Product: tRNA pseudouridine synthase A, mitochondrial
Exons: 8
Coding region: 108-1523 (471 amino acids)
Biological process (GO): tRNA pseudouridine synthesis; mRNA pseudouridine synthesis
Cellular component (GO): nucleus
Molecular function (GO): RNA binding; pseudouridine synthase activity
Source: RefSeq, a predicted model, not a curated record